This is a messenger RNA of Helicoverpa armigera (cotton bollworm), 1518 nucleotides long. RefSeq lists its product as uncharacterized. The record is from RefSeq and is a predicted model, not a curated record. Gene Ontology annotation, molecular function: nucleic acid binding. The transcript is spliced from 2 exons. Lineage: Eukaryota; Metazoa; Arthropoda; Insecta; Lepidoptera; Noctuidae. The coding region runs from base 1 to 1518 and encodes 505 amino acids.
AUGAUCUUGGAUGAACUCCUAGACAUGCAGCUGCCAGCGGGAUGCCACAUGCAGGCCUUUGCGGAUGAUGUCCUCCUUAUAGUCACCGCGGACAAUAAUGAAGAACUGCAGAGCGUGUCAAAUACCGUCCUGUCCGAAAUUAGUAACUGGGGAACUAAAGUGAAACUCAAUUUUGGCCCAGCGAAGACACAAGUCAUUGCUUUCACGCCGAAGGCCAAGUCCGUGCAGCUCCAUAUGGACGGCACGGACUUGGCAUUCGUGCCUGAAAUUAAAUUGCUCGGCAUAGUGAUAGACGAAAAGCUCAAAUUCAAGCGACACCUCAAAUACGUGCUGGGUAAGGCCUCGCGUAUCUACAACAAACUGUGCAUUUACGCGAGACCAACCUGGGGCACACACCCUGAAAAUUCGCGAACCAUCUACUUACAUGUUAUAGAGCCGAUCAUCACCUACGCUGCAGGAAUAUGGGGCCAAGUGGCAAUGCAAAAGAGUGCACGAAAAGAUCUUGCCAGCCUGCAACGCGGCUUCGCACUAAAGGCCAUUCGCGCCUUCAGGACAGUGUCCACUAAUGCUGCCCUGGCGCUUGCGCAACUCAUUCCACUUGACCUCAGAAUCCUCGAGGUGCAUCAAAUCGAGCAAACGCGCCUUACCAACACCACUCCCUUUUUGCCGGAGGACGUUACGCUAGAGCGGCCCACACCUGCCCGCGAACUACUGCACCCAGCGUUGAGAGUGGGAAAACCUGAUUUAGACCACGAAAGAACGGACGAUACUCAAGAAAUAUUUACAGACGGAAGCAAACAAGACAGCGGCGCUGUAGGGCUGCCUUUGUGCCUUGACCCAGGUGGGUCACAACAACCAAUCAUUACUAAAAAAUUCAAACUACACGACUCUUGCACGGUCUUCCAAGCUGAGCUCUUCGCCAUCCUGGAGGCCUGCAAGUGGGCGACUCAAAAAUAUCAAAACACUGUUAUCUACACCGAUUCACAAGGCAAUGUCGGCAACGAGGCUGCCGACGGCGCGGCAAAACUGGCGACCCUUCUUCACAAGACGCCGGACUACAGGUCGUUCCCAAUGUCCUUCGUGAAACAUAAGCUCCGCAUGCGUAGCCUGGACCUUUGGCAGGCGCGCUACACGUCCAGCGAACAGGGACAGUACACUAAAAGCAUUUUCCCUACACUAACUGAUAUCAAACACUUCCGAAAACACACAGACAUUCACUUCCACACAACACAAAUACUCACCAACCACGGCUUUCACAAAACAUACUUACACAGAUUCCACAUCACACCAGACGACUGCUGUCCCUGCAACACAAAUACACCCCAGACUGUGACGCACCUGCUGACUGACUGUCCGAGGUUCGCUGCGGAGCGAAUGCGACACGAGGCAUUAUGCGUCUACCAUGAUAUCGUCCCGUAUAGUUUGCCAGAACUACUUAAGAAAGAGGAAGCGCUGGCAAGUUAUACGGAACUCGCGAGCAGAAUUUACUCGAAACUCAAAGCCUACAAUGGCACAUAA